Messenger RNA from Seminavis robusta, 2502 nucleotides. Lineage: Eukaryota; Bacillariophyta; Bacillariophyceae; Naviculales; Naviculaceae. The record is from the annotation of a GenBank genome assembly.
AUGGAGGGGAAAACUGAAGCUUGUGGCCUUGUCAUCGAGAAAGACGAUGAAGCUCAUUCGAGUGAGCUGCUCUCCGUUCUAGUUGAGAAGGGAACUAUUGGUCUCACUCCACGCAUCCCCUCUUCUGAGAUGAGAGUCAGAAACAUCACUACUAUAUCCAGCAGAGCUUCCACCAAACAGAAGGUGACAAAUGAUCAGCCUUCCAAUGGCAAGAAAACCACACAAUCCACCUGUGGCAACGGGCAGGAUGCAAAUGACAUUGGUCCAACCAUGGUUGUGGAUAGACAACUUGGUGAAGAUACUCAAGAUAUACAAGAAGCAACCAGCCCAGCAGCUUCAAGCCUUGCUAGAGGAGGGGAUAUUGAGCAUCUACCAGGAGCUUUUGCUUCUGUCCCUGGAAGCUCACACGUUCGACAGGAUGCUGUUCAAUUUUCUCUCAUGGGCAGAGAACAAAAUGCUAGUGAUUGCAGCCAUGCUUCCUCCAUUGCUGGGAACAACCAGGAACAGCAUGGACUUUCAGAAGCCUUUCCUGUGGAUGAUAUUGAGGCAGCCAAUCUGCCCGGGGCCGUUCCUGUGGAUCAUGCUGCAGAAGAGGCUAAGAAACUCAAUAGAGACUGGCAGCUAAAAAAACUUGGCCUCUUGGGACUUCUUGGGAUUUUGCUCGUGGUUUCUCUCACCACUGUUUUAUCCUCAACCUUGUCUGGAAAGGAAACUGUUGUCAAUGACCUAAUCGACGUGCCAGCAACCCAGGUGCCAACAGACCCUCCCUCUCAUACAACCUUGUCACCAUCUCCUGCAUCAACAUUUCUCAUUCCAAACGAUAUGCUUCUGAGCACCACCACCAGUUCAGCUUUGCUGAACCCUCUGUCACCUCAAAGCAAGGCUUUUUUGUGGUUGUUGGAUCACCCUGAUGUGAAAACCAUGGAAAUGUGGAGGAAGGUGCAGCUAUUUGCAUUGGCAACCUUCUUCUAUAGUUUUCAUGGGGAAGACUGGUUGGAUGUUGUCAGGACAGACUUCGUGGCUUAUGGCAAGUCAGAGUGUGACUGGUACUCUCGUAUUUAUGGUAGCUUGUUGUACCAUUUUGGGGAACAGAAGUAUAUCAUGACUGAAAGGAAGACAAAUGAAACAACUUGCAACAGUAUGGGGAAUUUCACCAGGCUUAAUUUGCAAUUUCCCCGAAGCAUGCACAAACCUCACACUUCAAUGCCACCAGAGAUUGCUCUGUUGCCAGAGCUUGAAGAGAUUUCCCUGAGCUCGAUUGUAUUCAAUAAUCCCAUGUCAGCAGCAGUCAUCCCUGAAAUGAAGCAGCUAACAAAGCUCCACACAGUAAAGCUUGCAAAGAACGAAAUAUCGGGACCAAUUCCAGACUCACUUUUUGAGAUUUUGCCUUCCAAUACACUUGAGGAGCUUUCACUGAAUGAGCCAGGCCUGUCAGGGACAAUCCCCAGCAGAAUCAAUGAGUUUUCAAACCUCAAAACACUGAUGUUGUCUGGGAACCUCACAGGAACCAUCCCAUCAGAAAUAGGAUCCCUUUCAUUGAUGAAAUCUCUAACUCUUUCCCGGAAUAGCCAUCUCAAUGGCACCAUACCCACAAAACUUUUUGAACUGUCCAAAAUGUGUACUCUCAAGUUGCAGAAGACAAGCUUGAGUGGAACUCUCUCAUCUGAUGUUGCAGAGUUGAGCAGAUUGAGCGAGCUUCAGAUUGAUGAGGCUAAACUAUCAGGGUCCAUUCCAAGUUCUCUUGCUGAUAUGACAGGUUUGAGAAUUCUUACCUUGGCUGACAAUGAAUUGACGGGCCCUCUUCCCCCACUCAAUCCAAUAUCUCCCUUUGAACAAAUACGUUUGUCAUACAACCAGUUCACUGGAUCUAUACCAACGUCCUGGUUUGACAAUGAAAAUGUCGCUGAAUCUAUGUAUUCACUUGAGUUGGACGAAAACCUCCUAACAGGAAAGAUACCAGAAGGCAUCUGGUCACUCACCAAGCUUCGCACCCUUGUUCUUGCCAACAACCUUGCACUCACUGGACAGAUCUCCAGCCAACAGAAUUACAUUUCUUCACAGCUAAGGAUCAUCUCACUGAGCAACAAUGAAUUUUAUGGAUCAAUCCCAUUUGGUAAAAUGCAGAAUAGCAAUGGGACAUUGACUAGACUGCUGCUAGAUGGGAACUACUUCUCUGGAAAUGUCUCCAGUGAGGUUGGUUUCCUGACAAGGCUGGCUGAUUUACGUUUGUCAAACAACCUAGAGCUAUCAGGGACCAUCCCUACUGAAAUCUCUCUUUGCUCAAGCUUGAGAUAUCUUCACAUCAACAACACUGGUAUCUCUGGCUCCAUUCCAUCUGAGCUGGGUUUAUUGUCCUGGCUGGAGUUGCUCUCUCUUCAUGACACCAAAUUGUCUGGCAUUGUUCCAGGGGAGGUUUGCAUGUUGAAAGAGGAGGGCAGUCUUCGUGAAUUACACAUCAACUGCACAGCUGUUACAUGCACCUGCAAUUGUACCUGCUCCUAG